Molecule: messenger RNA, 213 nt
Organism: Clonostachys byssicola
Lineage: Eukaryota; Fungi; Ascomycota; Sordariomycetes; Hypocreales; Bionectriaceae
Source: the annotation of a GenBank genome assembly
AUGCAGGAGCGGAAGCUUAACCUUGUGUUGAUCAACUGCGGGACAAACGACGCCGACGUUGGCAACAAUCAGGACAUUCCUGGCACUAGGCGCCGGAUGGAGGAUGUGCUCGAGUUUCUUUAUUCAAACAUGACCGACGUCACAAUCAUCCUCUCAACACUCAUACCGCACAAAGAUACAGCUAAUGCGAACGUCACCCUUAUCAUUCAUUAG